CUCUCUCGCAAAAACCCUCUCUACUCUCUCACUCUCCCCGACUGCUCUCUCACAAAGCGUUCCUCGCUACUCUCUCUCAACCCGUUGCGUCCUCUCUCUCACAAACCCACAAGCGAGGAUCAAUUCGCAAGAUUUCAUCUUCUUCAACAAGGCAUGAUGGGUCUGUCUCUUGGAGAGAAGAAUUACAUAAAGGGUGGGAUUGCGGAUGAUCUUCGGUGUGAUGGUCGUAGGAGAUUAGAUUACAGAUCAAUUGCCAUUGAUACUGGAGUCAUUCCUCAGGCAAAUGGUUCUGCAAGAGUCAGAAUGGGUUCAACUGAUGUUAUUGCUAGUGUGAAGGCUGAACUUGGAAAGCCUAGUUCAUAUCGACAUGAUUGUGGGAAAGUUUCAAUUUUUGUAGAUUGUAGUCCUACGGCAGCACCAAUGUUUGAGGGUAGGGGAGGGGAUGAACUCUCAACAGAGCUCUCAGUUGCAUUGGAGAGAUGUUUAUUGGGUGGUAAAAGUGGGUCAGGUGCUGGAAUCGAUCUCUCUUCUUUGAAAAUUGUGGAGGGCAAGAUGUGUUGGGAUCUAUACAUUGACGGGCUUGUUAUUAGUUCGGAUGGGAAUCUAUUGGAUGCAUUGGGUAUUGCAAUCAAGGCUGCCUUGAGCAAUACAGGCAUACCAAAAGUUGAAGCAAUGCCUGGCACCUCUGCAGAAGAGGAACCUGAGAUUGACAUCAGCGAUGAUGAGUUCACUCGUUUAGACUCAUCGAAGGUUCCCAUCAUCGUGACUCUUACUAAGGUUGGGAGGCAUUACGUUGUUGAUGCGACUAUAGAAGAAGAAUCACAAAUGAGCUCGGCAGUCUCGAUGUCUGUGAACAGGCAAGGAGACGUCUGUGGGCUCACCAAGCGAGGGGGAGCAGGCCUCGACCCCAGCAUUAUCAUUGACAUGGUUUCUGUUGCCAAACAUUUGAGUCAACAACUCAUAGCAACUGUUGAUUCUGAAAUUUAUGCUGCUGAAGCUCGCGAGUCUAGUGCUUAGUUGAUGUGAUCAAAUCUUCGGCUGGAUUUUGUAUGUGUUUAGCAGAGUUAAUGAAUUAUAAUUCAAUGAUUUCUAAAUCUAAAUCUCGGGACUGCGUCUUGGGGCUGAGAAACAAGCUCCAUUUAGUUUUCCUUUGUUAGCUUCUCAGGUCAGUAUGGAUCUGGUGCUGUAGUUCUGCAUCCUGUUCCAGUUAAUGAUUGAUAAUUCAAUGAUAUCCAAAUUUAAAUCUCA
Messenger RNA from Amborella trichopoda, 1248 nucleotides. Its product is annotated as 3'-5'-exoribonuclease family protein. Gene Ontology annotation, biological process: nuclear polyadenylation-dependent rRNA catabolic process; nuclear-transcribed mRNA catabolic process, deadenylation-dependent decay; exonucleolytic trimming to generate mature 3'-end of 5.8S rRNA from tricistronic rRNA transcript (SSU-rRNA, 5.8S rRNA, LSU-rRNA). The record is from RefSeq and is a predicted model, not a curated record. Gene Ontology annotation, cellular component: cytoplasmic exosome (RNase complex); nuclear exosome (RNase complex). Gene Ontology annotation, molecular function: mRNA 3'-UTR AU-rich region binding. NCBI's taxonomy places the organism in Eukaryota, Viridiplantae, Streptophyta, Magnoliopsida, Amborellales, Amborellaceae.